Notolabrus celidotus (New Zealand spotty) is the source of this 4584-nucleotide messenger RNA. It is a transcript of the gene gpr45, whose product is annotated as G protein-coupled receptor 45. The coding region runs from base 1546 to 2706 and encodes 386 amino acids. Gene Ontology annotation, molecular function: G protein-coupled receptor activity. Lineage: Eukaryota; Metazoa; Chordata; Actinopteri; Labriformes; Labridae. The transcript is spliced from 3 exons. Gene Ontology annotation, biological process: G protein-coupled receptor signaling pathway. Gene Ontology annotation, cellular component: membrane. The record is from RefSeq and is a predicted model, not a curated record.
UGGCGCAUUGCUCCUUUAAAUCAGCGACCACCUGCUCCUCUGGCGUCAGCAUCAUCCGCAGGCGGCGGCACGAUGGCGAUCGAUUCGGCAGGAAAAUGUUCAAAGUGGGAUAUUUCGGGAGAAGCUCGACGUGCACAGGCUGAGGAACACGAUCUAUGAGCUGACUGGCUCGACGGCAGACGAACAUGAAAUAUGAUAUCAAACACAACAUCAAGUCCUUGAGCUGAGCUUAGCAGCUGAGUGAAACCACCUGUUUUUGUUGAGAUGAGGAGCAAGGAGCCCUCUGCAGGACAACACACAUUAUUGUCUUGAACACGUCUUGAAUAGGUUUUUUUAUACUCAUCUUCUCAGUUCUGUUCUGUACAUUGUACAGACAUUGUACAUUUUAAACUAUGCUACAAGUCUGCACACUUUUCACCUCGCCACUGGUUUUGUAAAUAUUUGUAAAUUCACUUAUUUAGUUGUGUAUAUAGGAUAUGCUUAUUUUUACUCCUUUAUUUUUAUUUUGAAUUGCUAAUAACUUUUUAAUAAUUGCUAUAUAUGCUCUUGUUUACUUUAUACUGUUUUGCACUGUCUUGCUGCUGUAACACUUAAAUGUCCCCGUUGUGGGACGAAUAAAGGAUUAUCUUAUCUGUCUCUUAUCUGUAGCACUUAAUCUGUGUUUUAAAGGCUAUUAGAGUAAAACUGAACUCAUAAAGCAGUUACUCUCUGCUAGUCUUUUUUUUCCUAAAGAUUAUCACAAUGAUUCCUACAUUUCUACUAUGGGCUUCCCUUUUAAUUUCAUUACAUGAUUUAUUUUCUAUGAUUGACCUACAUAAAUGUAAAUGUUGGGCUCUUUUAUUGCAAAAAACAAUAAUAGUGUGACAAAUUUACAUUAAUAAUAAUGCAUGUCUGACAGAAGGUCAUGUUUCCUCCAUUUCUUUUCACGGCAGGCCAUUUAAUUAACAAGCCUCGAAUUUAAUUUCUAAUUUGCAAACCUUAUGAAAUUAUUCGUCAUAGGAGAGUAUGGGCUGCUUGUUGCCAUAGAAGUGGUGACCUUGUUGCCUUGGCAACAACCAGUAACACUAUGCAGCAGCCUGUAAGGUGUUUUUCGUGUGAGAUUGUAGCUACAGUCACUUGACGGAACGUUUCCUUUCACCUGUUUGUGUGAAAUAUCAGGAGGAGCUGAGAUUGAGUGUUGUUGUAUCUGUGCUCUGACUUUCAUCCUCAGCAUCCAUAAGAUCCUGACCACCCAAGGAGGAGUAACAUCCAAGACCUGAGCACCAGACUGACCUCAACACGUCCCUUACUCCGCCCAACCACGUGGUAACCAUAGCAACAGACGUGUACUUUGCAUGUGUCCUGACCUAGAGAUGCCUCUGUGUGUUAUCCAUGUUGCAUCAGAGUCUGCAGCCAAGAACGAGCUUCUGCUAAGUCCACGGGGGGGAGCAGGCAACAUGGAUAUUGCUAUGGAAGAGCAGCAACCAGAAAACAGCUCAAUGAGUCACUGAGACAAUAAUCAAACAUGCAUCAUCUUUGGAACUGACACCUGAUGACAAAGCUAUUAUGGCUUUUUGUAAUGAAAGCCUGCUGGAGGAGUGUGUCUUCAUGGAGCCGGACAGAGUGGAGGAGGCAGCAGAAAGUCUCCCGUCAGAAGCUUCUACGCCCGUCAUAUCAGUCUCUUUGCGUGUGACCCUGGCGGCCAUAAUGAUCUUCAUGAUUACCAUCGGUUUCCUCGGCAAUGCAAUCGUGUGUCUGAUUGUUUACCAGAAGCCCGCGAUGCGCUCUGCCAUCAACCUCCUCCUCGCCACGUUGGCGUUCUCGGACAUCAUGCUCUCUCUGCUCUGCAUGCCGUUUACUGCGGUCACAGUGGCCAUCGCUGACUGGAGGUUUGGCAGUGGAUUCUGCCGCGCGUCCAUCAUGCUGUACUGGUUGUUCGUGCUGGAGGGAGUGUCCAUACUGCUUAUAAUCAGCGUGGACCGUUUCCUCAUUAUCGUGCAGCGACAGGACAAGCUGACCCCUCACAGAGCCAAACUGUUGAUUGCAGGUUCAUGGGUGCUGAGUUUGUGCGUGUCUAUACCAUCUGUGGUUGGGUGGAGGACAGGUGCAGCAGGGAUUGGGGGUUCCUGGGCACCCCAGUGUGUGCUUGGAUACAGUGACUCUCUUGCAGAUCGAGGAUACACAGUGCUGCUGGCAGUUGCAGUGUUUUUCGUACCAUUUGCUGUCAUGUUGUACUCCUACAUGUGCAUCCUGAACACAGUGCGCCGCAACACUCUGCGCAUCCACAACCACACCACUGAGCACUCCUGCCUGCCUGCUCUCAACCAGGUCAGCAAAAUGAGACUAACCGGGCUGCAGAAGCCACCUCAGAUCAAGGUGGAUAUGAGCUUCAAGACCCGGGCCUUCACCACCAUCCUCAUCCUCUUCGUGGGUUUCUCCGUGUGUUGGCUGCCGCACACGGUAGUCAGCUUGCUCGCCGUAUUCAGUAGGCGGUUCUACUACAGCUCUGUGUUCUACCCAAUCAGUAUCGGCGCUCUGUGGCUCAGCUACCUGAAGACAGUCUUCAAUCCAGUGAUCUACUGCUGGAGGAUCAGGAAGUUCAGGGAGGCCUGUCAGGAGUUCAUCCCCAAGAGCUGCAGACUGUGUCCCAGAGUGCCAGGCCGGAGCCGCCGGAGAGUGAGGCCGAGUAAUAUCUAUGUGUGCAGCGAGACGCAGUCAGCGGUGUGAAAUGAUGACGAUGCAAAAAACAGCAGCAUUUGUAGGUGCUAACAUCUGUUUGAACUCUAACUUUUCUGCAUAGUGAGCAAUCAGGGGUUACUCAAGUUUUCAAGUUUAUCUCAAAUAUUUAAAACAAAAAAAAAGGUUCCCGUGAGGAAGUAAAGGAGCUGGUUUUGGCGCUUCUUUUGGACAAAAUGGUAAUGUCAUCUCUUUGCCUGUCCUCUUGUCCCGUACAUGCCCAAGUUGUUUUCUGACAAAAAAAUCCCUCCCUAUCUUUUAACAGUUACAUUUUCAUUCACUCUAAAACUUUCCUUGGAAAAUAUGAACGAAGGCUGUUUUAGGGGCAAAGAGUUAACCAAUGUGUCGUAAAUGUGUGCAUUUACCGGCAGCUGAAUUUCAAAUAACUAUAUGGAAAGGGUAAGUAUAGUAUAGUAAAUCUCCAAAAAGGAGCUUUAACAACAUUAUCUUACCACUUUAAUGAAUUUUCAGUUUGAGGAUACUCAUUGGAGUGCCUAUCCUUCAGGGUCUGUUGACACCAAGCCCAUACUGAAGUGCUAAAAACAGCAGUACAUCAAGUAUCUGCUUGAGGCUGGCUUCAGAAACAUCGGAAACCACUUACGCACUCGUUCCAGAAAGACGAUCUUUACAGCAAAAAUAAACACGUUUACAGCCUGGUUCAAAAACAGCUUAGGUCUGAAUAGCUCAUUUCUCUAUCAGCACACACUGUUGGGGGGGGGGUGAAUUUUUUUUACAGUUGUGCUCAUAAGUUUACAUACCCUGGCAGAAUUUAUGUUUUUUGGGGUAGUUUCUGUUGUCACUAAAAUAUAAAAAGAGUAAACACAGUUGUUCAAUAAUAAAUGGCUUCACCCAACCACUAAACCAUGAGUGAAAAAGCAGUUUUUCUCUUAUCAUUCAUAUUCUCUGAAAAAAUGGCCCAAAAAAAAAUCACAAAUUCUGCCAGGGAAUGUAAAUGUAUGAGCACAACUGUAUAACUCAUGAUUUUAAAGAUGUUAAAUUUACGAGUUUUGCCUAAAUAAGGACAUGGCUGACUUGAUUGACAGGCGGGCGCACUGUAAGGCUAGAGGCCUUUUUACCUCACACUUACCUCCCACUAGCUCGGACGAAGUUAGGGUGAGUUCAGCAUUUCAAUACGGCACCCGCCAAUGAUCGGCUUCAAAACAGCGCUUCAGAAACAGAUGAGUGACAUCACGGAUACAAUGUCCAUUUAUUAAAGUCUAUGGUUGACACUCAACAUGCUGUCUCACCAAAUAUCCCGCCCACAACACUAUCUGGUUCAAUACACACAACUAUGUGACAUUUAUGUACUCUAAGUGUAGCUAGCUGACUGUUAACUCCUGUAAAUUAUGCUAAAAGUUUCAGUGUUUAUUGAACAUUUGCACAAGGCAUUUAAACAAAGUCUAGAGAAGGAGUUGGUAAUGUUCCAAAUUCUUCAUUUCAGUUCCUAAUGUCAUGUAUUGGUCUCAGGAACUACACGUAAUUGGUAUUGAUAUCAACCCUAGAAAUAUAACAUCGGUCGACUCUAAUACUCGUGUUUAUUAAACUUCAUGGUCUACAUUUCAUCAGUGUCAUUCUAUUCCUCAGACUUGACUCUCUGUCUUUGAGCAGUAGUGGUGUCAGUAAUGUGAUGAGUUUCAUAAGAAAAAAAAUCAAACAGGGUAUUAAUGUUCAGAGAUGUUCAGGAAAACUUUUUCAAAAGAUUUGAAUGAAACUUGUGUUCAGACACAGCCUUAUGAAAGUAUUAUGUUUCAUCCAUGAGUGUUUCAUCAAAGAUGUGUGUCAGUUAUGGAGCUGUGAAUGUUGACUUGAAUGUAUUAUCGUUUCAUGAAUGACCAAACAAGGUGAAUAAAUACGGUUUAUAAAAGAGGA